CGCAUGCAACGUCUACCGAGACAACACGAUGGCCUCUUCCUUGAGUAAAAGAGGCAUCUUGCUGCUCACUAUUUCAGUUUACAUUGAGCUUCUCUUAUAUGUAGUGCCGCUGAUCAUGCUCCUGCUCACUGCCAAGGCGUUGGCGCCGACGGAAGAUUACUGGGAGACACAAUGGGGCCGUGUGAUGGACGCGUUCGGCCGCGAGCCGCACAUUCUCUACGGCCUGAUGCCGUCAAUAAUUUCCUUCGUCACCUACUGGGUGGUGGCUUUGGUGUACCUGGCGUGCGACCUGAGCGGCUGCCUCCACAGGUACAAAGUGCAGCCGGGCAAGAACGAGCCGCCGCCGACGCAGCGCCUUUGGCACUCGCUCGGGAUGGUCUUGUUCAACCAACUUUUGGUAGGGGCGCCUUACGGGGUGCUCGCCUACGACGUCUUUGAGUUCAUCUGGACCAAAGAAAGGAUUGGACUGGACAAGUGUGGACAACUGCCCUCGAUUGUGUCCGUCUUCUUCCAGCUCGGCGUCUACACGGCCAUAAGAGAAAUUACUUUUUACUACAGUCACAGGAUGAUGCACCACCGGUGGAUCUACAAACACAUCCACAAACAGCACCAUGAGUGGACGGCGCCCAUCGCCAUGAUCACCCUGAGCUGCCACCCUCUGGAGCACCUCUUUGGCAACAUAGUGCCCUUGUCCCUAGGUCCGGUGGUCCUUGGUUCGCACCCCCUGGUGCACUGGAUGUGGUUCGUCCUGGUCACUGCCUUCCCCGUUUCAAAGCACUCGGGCUACCACCUGCCGCUGCUGCCCUCGCCAGAGUUCCACGACUACCACCACAUGACGAAUUCGGAGUGCUUCGGAAACUUGGGAAUAAUGGACGCGCUUCACGGAACGGAUCAAAAGUGGCGACGCACCGAAUCCUUCCAGCGACACUUCGUCAUGACAGGAUGGAAACCCAUCAGGGAAAUGGUCAAGUCGGCCACUCAGUGA
This is a messenger RNA of Neocloeon triangulifer, 985 nucleotides long. RefSeq names its product fatty acid hydroxylase domain-containing protein 2-like. NCBI's taxonomy places the organism in Eukaryota, Metazoa, Arthropoda, Insecta, Ephemeroptera, Baetidae. The coding region runs from base 29 to 985 and encodes 318 amino acids. Gene Ontology annotation, molecular function: C-4 methylsterol oxidase activity; iron ion binding. The record is from RefSeq and is a predicted model, not a curated record. Gene Ontology annotation, biological process: sterol biosynthetic process. The transcript has 5 exons.